AUGGAAGGAUGUAAAAAAGAUCAAAGGAAAUUACCAUCAAAAUUACUCAUAACUACAUUAAAUUCUAUUCAAAGUGUUCUCCCAAAUUCAACAUCAAUUUAUGUUGUUUCUGUUGAUUCAAAAUCUGUCAGUUAUAUUGGAUCUUUUUUACAACCUAAAAAAAAGAGAGAAAAGAAGAGAAAUUCAUCAUCACGUGAAAGUGUUUCUUUUGAAGAAGUAUUAGAUUCUUUAUCUCAAUUAAUUGUUGCAACUGUUAAUGUUGGAAAAACAUAUGAAGAAACUGAUACAUUAAAAACAAUGCAUCUUCAAGGAAGAGAUUCAAUGAUUUCAAUUAUUUUUAAUAAAAAACAAAGUAUUUGUGUUGUAAUUGAUUCAAACAUUAAUGAGUUGUGUUAUGUAUUUGAUGAUCAAAUUCAAAUUCAAUGUCAACCAAUAUUUGAUGCAUUAGAAUAA
Entamoeba histolytica HM-1:IMSS is the source of this 453-nucleotide messenger RNA. RefSeq lists its product as uncharacterized. The record is from RefSeq and is a predicted model, not a curated record. Bases 1 to 453 code for a protein of 150 amino acids. NCBI's taxonomy places the organism in Eukaryota, Evosea, Mastigamoebida, Endamoebidae. The transcript is spliced from 2 exons.